Molecule: messenger RNA, 1095 nt
Organism: Chenopodium quinoa (quinoa)
Lineage: Eukaryota; Viridiplantae; Streptophyta; Magnoliopsida; Caryophyllales; Amaranthaceae
Exons: 3
Coding region: 1-1095 (364 amino acids)
Source: RefSeq, a predicted model, not a curated record
AUGAUCUUUAGUGAUAAAGAGCAUUUCAUGUCUGUCUUCAGAGAUUACUGCAUUCAAUGUGGAUUUGCAGUAGUGGUUGAUAGGAGCUGUCCAAGUAGGUUCACUGCUUCCUGUCUUGCUUUAAACUGUAGUUGGAGAAUUCAUUCAAUUAGGCUACCUGAUGGAGUGACAUGGGCUAUAAAGACUAUAAAGAACCCUAAGCACACUUGUGGAGGCUUAGAUGAAAGGAAUCCCUUGGUGACUGUUAAAUGGGCUGCUGAAAAACUACUUGAAGAUAUAAGGGCAAAUAAUGACAUCUCUGGAAAGACAUUGAAUGAUCUGUUAUUCAGUAGAUAUGGAGUGCAUAUGGCUACCAGCACCCUUUACAAGAUGAGAGGGGUAGCAUUGAAGGAGAUAAAUGGUGGGCAUGAUAAUUCUUAUGGGUAUUUGCCAAAGUACUGUGAGAUGAUUAAGGAAACCAACCCAGGAUCUGCAGCAAACUGUGCAUGGAAGCAACUGAAUCCACCUGAUCCAUCCUUCACAUUCUCAAGCAUAUUCAUUUCUUUCAAGGUUGCCAUUGAUGGUGUUGUUGCAGGAUGUAGGAGUUUAGUGGGGGUUGAUGGAGCUCACUUGAAAGGUCAUUUUGGUGGGAUCCUUCUGUCUGCUGUGGCUGUAGAUGGAAAUAGGGGUAGGCUCUGCUUUGAUUUUUCUGGGCUGGCAGAACAACGGAUCUGUGAAGAAAACCACCUAAGUGAAACAGCAGCAGCGGUGAAGCCGUUUAGUUGGAGUGUCGUUCGUGGUUGCUCUUUCAUUGAUUUGCCUGAAGUGGAUAGGAGAUACUGCUGUAAACACUUAGCUAAGAACUGGAAAGCAUCAUUUCCUGGGCCUUUGAUGCAUUCCCUAUUCUGGUUGGCUUGUAGUGCAACAUCCCCUUUCACCUUCAAAAAGGCUGUGGACAGGAUUCAGGCUGUGAAUCCAAUGGCUUGUGAAUGGUUGGCUAAAUUGGGAGAUCAGUCAAGAUGGACAAGACACAAAUUUUAUCCAAACAUUUGCAGUGACGAGAACAAGACCAACUUUGUAGAGAGCUUCAAUUCAACUUUGGGUGUAGACAGAUGA